CCGCCGCCGUCUUCGCCUCGCCUCCCGGCUCCCGCCCCCGCCCCCCUACCGCUCCUCACGCCUCACGCAGAGAUGCGGCCGCAUCUGCGCGGAUCUCGUCACGCUCUCGCGUCGGCUCCUCCGGUCGCAAGUCGCCGGCCUCCGGCAUUGCCGCGCCGCACGGCUGCCGCCUGCCGGGAGCUCGUACGCUUGGCAGCGAAUCUGACAAGUCCCUCUCAGCUUUUGUUUGCUCCCUACAGUGCGUAUGGUUGGUUGCAACGAAUGAUCCACCAUAUAAUCACGAAGAAACGACAAUGCUGAAUACUUCGUUCGGAGCACAGCAUAUUGUAGCAGCAACAUGUGAUGAUACUAAAUUAACUAGCCCAUCUAGUUGCAGAAUUAACUAGGGGUAGUCUGUACAGAGCUGUACAACUACUCAAGAGUAUCCCCAUGUCGACCUGAGCAGUACACCUCGCAUCCAACUUGUGAGCAGUAAGUGAGAAGAGAGAGCUUGCACGUAGUGGUGCGGAUGGCAUCGAGGAGCAGCGGCGAAGAACCUUCUAGCUUGCUCAUGGAAGGAAAUGCCGUGCAAGUGUCGGUGGAUGCCAAACUGACGGUGGCCACAGGCCGUGGUAACUGUCAGCAGUUGAAGGAUCUGCUGAGCACUGAGGAUUCAAAGACAAUGUUGGUUGUGAUGGCCCCAAUCAUCCAGGCUUCCACGGUAAAGCCUCUCCCAGAGGUCAUGAACCCCCUUCUGCUGUCAUCGGCUUGCUCCGGCGCCUGGCAAGCCUUGGAGUUUCUUCUCAACAGGGGACACGGUCAGCCACACCCUUCCAUGAAUUCUAGUACAAAAUUCCAUGACCUGCUCACGGCAUAUGGCUCCCAUAGCUGCAGCGACAAAGGCACGUCCAUGGAGAAAGCUUCUGAUGAUGUUGAAGCACUUCUGAACCUGCCGUCAGCUUCUACCUUUUCACUUCUGGACGGGGUCACCAUUGAAGGCGGCAAUGCACUCCAUGUGGUGGCCACAUACGGUGAGAGUGAUGGAUUCUUGAGGAGUGCUGACAUUAUCCAUAGUAAGGCAAACCAUCUCCUGUUUGCGCGUAACAACAAUGGUGACACGCCCCUGCACUGCGCUGCACGGGCCGGGAUGUCCCGAAUGGUCUCUCAUCUCAUCACUCUGGCCAGAGACGAGAAUACAGGUGUUAGCAGAGUGAAGGAACUCCUAGAAACUGAAAACUGCCUUAAGGAGACAGCAUUGCAUCAAGCAGUCCGUAUUGGAAAUAACGAUAUAGUCAAGCUGCUAAUGGAGGAAAACUCGGAGUUGGCCAGUUUUCCGAAAGACGGCACUUCACCUUUGUACCUGGCCAUCUUGCUGGAAGAGGACAUCAUUGUCGAGACACUUUAUAAUGCGAGUCAUAUGAAACUUUCCUACUCUGGGAAAAAUGGACAGAAUGCAUUGCAUGCUGCGGUUCUCCGAGGCACAGAGCUUACAAAAAAGCUCUUGGAAUGGAACAGUGAUCUCACUACACAAAGGGAUGAAAACGGGAGUACGCCUCUCCAUUUUGCCGCAGCUCUGGCACAGCAAAGUCAGCGAGGAAGUAUAUGUUGGCAAGUAUUGGAAGCUAACUCAGCUGCAUUGUAUCAAUCGGACUGCAACGGAUUAUUUCCAAUACACGUUGCUGCCUCUGUUGGUGAAAGAGAGACAAUAACUAUGUUUAUUGACAAUUCUCCAAGCAGUGCUGGUUUGCAGGACAGUAUGGGAAGGACAUUCCUUCAUGUAGCUGCUGAGAAAAAGAAAGUUAAAAUAGUCAGUUCUGCUUGCAGAAAUCGGUCACUCUUAUGGAUUCUUAAUAUCCAAGACAAUGACGGGAACACUGCACUACACCUAGCUAUCCAGGCAGGGAGUCUUCGAAUGUUUUGUGCUUUGCUAGGGAAUCGACAAACACAUUUAAAUUUAUCAAAUAAUCGAGGACAAACUCCUCUAGAUAUAUCACCAUAUAAGGUUCCCCCAGGACUUUUCGAUGAUCAGAACAGUGAAGCGAAGAUACACUUUGCACUGACAGUUGUUAAUGCUAGGAGUGGUGGCUGUCGUCGUGAUCACUUUGAAGAAAACUACACUCGCCAGUUAAAAUAUGAUGAAAGCGAACAAUUAGAAAAGAUGAAAGAAUCAACACAAACACUAUGCAUUGGUGUGGCUCUAAUUGCAACUGCAACGUUUACUGUUACUUUUGCCCUUCCUGGAGGUUACAAAGCUGAUGAGCAUAUUAACGGAGGCACACCAACACUUGCCGGGAGGUAUGCAUUUGAUGCAUUCAUAAUAGCCAGCACAUUCUCCUUCGUUUUGUCUGCGAUGGCUAUGGUAGGUCUCAUGUAUUCUGGAUACUCUAUUUUAAACCCACAAACUCGUAGAAUUUACAUGAUUGCAGCCUUGUACUUUGGGUCAACAUCGGGCACAUGCUUCUUAGCAACUUUUAUGCUAGGUUUGUACAUGGUGCUAGCACGAGUUGCUCACAAGUCCGCCAUUGCUAUCUGUGUCAUUAGCCCUCUUGCUGUUAUAUGCAAACAAAUAGACCUUUGGUUAAAGUGGGCUCUUCUGGCACAACCAUUAUGUACUCGAAUUGGGCUAACUCGUACACUGGUAAUGGUAACAACGAGAAUCCUUUUCAGCCUGUUCAUGGAAUUUUGGCCCAUAAUAUUCAUUUUUGUUUGGGCCACAUAUACAAGCAACCAGUUUUAGUAAUGGAGCAGAUACAACUACCAGCACUCAUGACACAUAACUUUUUCGGUGAGAUGUUAUCACGGACGUCCUGGGGAUUUGGGAUUCAGGAUUUACUGUAGUCGUCAAUCUAUUUUUCUCUUCAGAAUCUUUUCGUAUGUUUCAAUAAUGUUAUGUUCUGAUGUACUGUUCUGUUCAACAAUUUGUGCUCAUAAUCAUGUAAAUACUGAUUACCGCUGCUCUCCAUAACUUCUUUGAAUUAUGCAACUGAUUUCGAUUGUCCUUUUAUCACUGUAUUUCGGUAUGUAAAAAGUUUAUGUAAGAUAGCAAAUCCACGUGCAAAUGAAUCUUUCAACCUUCUAACAGUUUAUAUUAUAUAAUGUCACUAUUGCCUUGA
Messenger RNA from Hordeum vulgare subsp. vulgare (domesticated barley), 3092 nucleotides. Its product is annotated as serine/threonine-protein phosphatase 6 regulatory ankyrin repeat subunit A-like. Gene Ontology annotation, cellular component: plasma membrane; ciliary inversin compartment. Gene Ontology annotation, molecular function: protein phosphatase regulator activity; protein phosphatase 1 binding. NCBI's taxonomy places the organism in Eukaryota, Viridiplantae, Streptophyta, Magnoliopsida, Poales, Poaceae. The record is from RefSeq and is a predicted model, not a curated record. Gene Ontology annotation, biological process: protein localization to ciliary inversin compartment. The coding region runs from base 509 to 2716 and encodes 735 amino acids. The transcript has 4 exons.